This is a messenger RNA of Ceratotherium simum simum (southern white rhinoceros), 1790 nucleotides long. NCBI's taxonomy places the organism in Eukaryota, Metazoa, Chordata, Mammalia, Perissodactyla, Rhinocerotidae. The record is from RefSeq and is a predicted model, not a curated record.
CUUAUCUAAUGUGAAUGAAACCACCAAGCUUUUAUAUAAUAUUUGCUAGUACUACAACCUUGUGCUAUAGAUUUUGAUUUCUUGUUGGUUUUAUGCUUUGUGUUGAGAUGGCAUGAUUCAUUCCUCUGUUUUCAUUGUGGGUUUAAAAAAUGCAGAUAGUGUAUUUCAAGGUAUUACAGUGUGUGUAUAAUUCAGAAUUUCCCCCCAAGUGUCUUGACUUCAUUAUUAAAAAAUUUGCUGAGAUAUAAGUUUUCAAAGUCUCAAAAAAUAAUUAAGGCUGUCUUUGGACAAGACUGAACAGAGAAGUAAGAUAGAAAGUGACAUGAGUGGGCAAUUAGGAGCUCCUCCCCUGGAUCAGUCCAUAAGGUGACAUGAAAUAGGCUUAUUGUUUUCUUUUAUUUUUGUGGGCUUUGUGUCAUGACCUCUUCAUUUUUUUUUCCAUUCCCACAUCUGCUGGCUUCUAAAUGGAAUAAUUUCCCUGGUAUUUGAGAUGUUUGAGAGAUGCUUUGAACACACCCAGCCAUUGUCUCCAAGCAGCUGACUGGGUCAAAUUUGGGAUCGGGCCCUCAUGCUGUGAACUUAAUAACCAACCCUUUUGGCUUUAAAAUAUGAAUUGUAAUUUAUUUCAUUGUUCUUUGUUCUUCCUUUUUUUUUUUUUAAAUAGGCUGCGGAUACUUUGGCUGUGAGGCAAAAGAGAAGAAUUUAUGAUAUCACCAAUGUCUUGGAAGGAAUUGACCUGAUUGAAAAAAAGUCAAAAAAUAGUAUCCAAUGGAAAGGUGUAGGUGCUGGCUGUAAUACUAAAGAAGUCAUAGAUAGAUUAAGAUAUCUUAAAGCUGAAAUUGAAGACCUAGAACUAAAGGAAAGAGAACUUGAUCAGCAGAAGUUGUGGCUACAGCAAAGCAUCAAAAAUGUGAUGGACGACUCCAUUAAUAAUAGGUUUUCCUAUGUAACUCAUGAAGACAUCUGUAACUGCUUUAAUGGUGAUACACUUUUGGCCAUUCAAGCACCUUCUGGUACACAGCUGGAGGUACCUAUUCCAGAAAUGGGUCAGAAUGGACAAAAGAAAUACCAGAUCAAUUUAAAGAGUCAUUCAGGACCUAUCCACGUGCUGCUUAUAAAUAAAGAGUCCAGUUCAUCUAAGCCCGUGGUUUUUCCUGUCCCCCCACCUGACGACCUCACACAGCCUUCCUCUCAGCCUCCGACUCCGGUGACUCCACAGAAAUCCAACCCGGCAACUCAGAAUCUGCCUGAGCAACAUGUUUCCGAAAGAAGCCAGAAUCUUCAGCAGACAUCAGCCACAGACUUAUCUUCAGGAUCUAUUAGUGGAGAUAUCAUUGAUGAGUUGAUGUCUUCUGAUGUGUUUCCGCUUCUCCGGCUUUCUCCCACCCCGGCAGACGACUACAACUUUAAUUUAGAUGAUAAUGAAGGAGUUUGUGAUCUGUUUGAUGUCCAGAUACUAAAUUAUUAGAUUCCAUGGAGACUUGGGACUGUUAUCUACCUCUAACUGUAACAUUUUAGACUUCUUAAUAACCUAAGUAUUUAAAGUAAUGAAUGUAACACCUUUUUAGUUCACUGAUGCUGAAGUGUUCUUCCCUAAUACUUUCCUUCUUACUUCACAAAACUUCAACCAUAAAGACAAAGGGCUCUGCUUCAGGGUAAAAAGUGAUUAAGUCUCCACCAACCCCCACCCUCAAGUAAUUACAUUCUGGAAUUUCAACUUUUCUUCCAGUUCUGAAUCCUUCUGUUCUUUCCUCCUGGAAGAGGAAAGUUAAAGUAGACUGAAGGUCAUC